This is a messenger RNA of Anopheles darlingi, 1232 nucleotides long. It is a transcript of the gene PIG-K, whose product is annotated as putative GPI-anchor transamidase. Gene Ontology annotation, cellular component: GPI-anchor transamidase complex. The transcript has 4 exons. Bases 123 to 1160 code for a protein of 345 amino acids. Gene Ontology annotation, molecular function: GPI-anchor transamidase activity. NCBI's taxonomy places the organism in Eukaryota, Metazoa, Arthropoda, Insecta, Diptera, Culicidae. The record is from RefSeq and is a predicted model, not a curated record. Gene Ontology annotation, biological process: proteolysis; protein localization to cell surface; attachment of GPI anchor to protein.
CGAAUCAAAAGUGUGUAGAACAGGAACAUUUUCAGGCUUUUCUGUUUAAAAACAGUAUGAAAUAAGGAUUCUAAACUCCUUCAAAAAGAUUAGGAACAUCAAAAAAUACCUAGCAAUCCAAAAUGAUCCUGCUUCAUGCCGUAGUCCUUCUUCUAGUGUCGCUUACGGCCUGGGCCAACGAAGUUGAGCUCCCGCCGAAAUUUGUCACUAGCAGCUCGCACACGAAUAAUUGGGCAGUGCUGGUCGAUACGUCGCGCUUUUGGUUCAACUAUCGACACAUCGCGAACGUGCUGUCGGUGUACCGGUCCGUAAAGCGGCUCGGCAUCCCGGACAGUCAAAUUCUGCUGAUGGUGGCCGAUGAUAUGGCGUGCAAUGCGCGUAACCCGCGGCCCGCCACCGUGUUCAACAACGCGAAACAGCACAUCAACGUGUACGGCACGGAUGUGGAGGUGGAUUACCGGGGGUACGAGGUGACGGUCGAGAAUUUUGUCCGUUUGCUGACGGGACGGAACGAGAACGGAACGGCACGGUCCAAGCGACUAUUGUCGGACUCGGGCAGUAACGUGCUGAUCUAUCUCACCGGGCACGGUGGCGAUGGGUUUCUCAAGUUCCAGGACUCCGAAGAGAUCACCAACCAGGAGCUGGCCGAUGCGAUAGAACAGAUGUGGCAGAAGCAACGCUACAACGAACUGUUCUUCAUGAUCGACACCUGCCAGGCGGCCUCGAUGUACGAAAAGUUCUACUCGCCCAACAUACUGGCCGUUGCCAGCAGUCUCGUGGGUGAAGAUUCUUUGUCGCACCACAUCGAUCCUGCCAUCGGUGUGUAUAUCAUUGAUCGGUACACCUAUAAUGCGCUCGAGUUUCUUGAGCGCGUCGAAUGGAACAGCAAGAAAACGAUGGGAGAUUUUCUUACCGUUUGUCCGAAGCGUGCUUGCAUUUCGACGGUCGGUGUGAGGAAAGAUCUCUAUCCCAAAGACCCCUUUAAGGUACCGAUUACGGAUUUCUUCGGCUCGGUGCGACCCACGGAGAUAUCCUCGGACGUUGUUAAUGUGACCCUUUCGACCAUUCCUGAAGUAUUAAAUCAACCAAAGCCAAUCGGUGGACCACAAGCCGCACUGUUCUAUGAACAAUUCCCUACCAAGCUGUUUCAGCAACGCUGAACGCUGUCCUAGUGCGUGACCAAAAUUAAGUGUAAUAAACGCGACGGCACUUGUUGUCUUUACUUCUUCCGA